Messenger RNA from Schizosaccharomyces osmophilus, 1875 nucleotides. RefSeq names its product DNA repair protein Rhp41 (gene rhp41). The transcript has a single exon. The record is from RefSeq and is a predicted model, not a curated record. The coding region runs from base 1 to 1875 and encodes 624 amino acids. Gene Ontology annotation, molecular function: single-stranded DNA binding; damaged DNA binding. Gene Ontology annotation, cellular component: XPC complex; nucleus; cytoplasm. Lineage: Eukaryota; Fungi; Ascomycota; Schizosaccharomycetes; Schizosaccharomycetales; Schizosaccharomycetaceae. Gene Ontology annotation, biological process: nucleotide-excision repair; mismatch repair.
AUGUCUUAUGAAGAAUCAUUCAGUGAAGAUGAAGAAGACUGGCUUGAUUUAGAUUUGGGUCAGCCAGCAGCCAUCAAAAGCCAGACCUUAUUUGAAGAGCGACCGCUUGACCUGAAUACGGAAAAGAAUAUACACAUAGACGAAAAUGUGGCUCAACAGAAGAAGCCGGCGAAAAAAAUCACUUUAAAGAUUACAGCAGCCGACCGAAAAAUCCGUCUGCAAAUUCAUCAAAUGCACCUACUCUGUCUUACCUACCAUCUGUGUAUUCGGAAUUCAUGGUGCAAUGAUAAGAUUUUAAAAAAUCUUGCCAGGCUUGUACCACCAGGCGUAAAAGCGUCUCUACACUGCUCAUCCCAGAAAUCUCAAAUGAUCCGAAACAAAAGCUUUCUCCAGGCUUUAGUUGUGCUAACUGAAAUUUGGAAGCGUCAGUUUAAACUUAUCAGGAAUGGGCUACGAAAACCUUGGUACGGGGCUUUGCAAAAUGAUACGUUGAGUUAUGAACCUGUGUCCAAAGAAGACUUUUUAAGGGCCGCGAAGUCUCUUGAAGGUGAUCGAGAUAUAGGUUCUCAGUUAUUCGUUUCUCUUCUUCGAUGUUUAGAUGUUCCUACACGUCUGGUUUUUUCUUUACAGACUCUGAGUUUCCGCUUUGUUGGUGCGUCCGCAGAAGGACAAAGUCCGCAAAUUAGUACUGAUUCCUCUCCUCAAGAUAGUUUGGAAUAUCUCUUUUCACCAAAUGCUUCUCCUGCCGAUUCAACGGCUUCGAAACGUAGAAGAACACUGAAGCCAAGUUUUUCAUCUUCUUCUGUGGUUCGUGCAUCACCCGGCUUCCAUCAGCCACAACUUAUUGAUUCUUCAAAGCCCGUUUUUUGGGCCGAAGUAUUCAAUACCUCAAUGCAGAAAUGGGUUUGCAUUGAUCCGUUCGGUGAUGCCUCUUCUGUGGGUAAACCAAGCCGUUUCGAACCAUCUACUUCUGAUUCAUUAAACCAAAUGACUUAUGUAUUUGCAGUUGAUUCCGGUGGAUAUCUGAAAGAUGUUACGAGGCGGUAUACCUCGCGGUAUUAUCGUAUCAUGAGGAAUCGACUUGAAAUAGUUCCUUUUGGUAGUGAUUGGUUAAAUAUGUUUUUAUCCAAGUUAAAGAAGCCCCAAGAUGUGUAUAUGGAUAGUGAUGCCAUAGAGGAUGCAGAAUUAUUGAGACUAGAACAAGCAGAAGGGAUUCCAAAAAAUAUUCAAGACCUUAAGGAUCAUCCGGUGUUCGCUAUUGAAAGACAUCUACGAAAAAACGAAGUUAUUGAACCCAAGAAAUCAUGCGGAAGAAUAUCCACUAACAAGGGGGUAGAAUUAGUUUAUCCCAGGAAAUAUGUUAAACUCGUUUUUUCUGCUGACCGUUGGUAUCGCAAAGGUCGUAUCGUAAAACCUAGAGUCCAACCUUUGAAGUACGUUAAAGAUAAAACAAAGGGAACCAUUCCUUUGUAUGGUGAAGAUCAAACAGAUCUUUAUACACCUAAGCCUGUCGUAGCCGAUAUUGUCCCAAAAAAUACUUAUGGAAACAUAGACUUAUAUACAUCGAAUAUGUUACCCUAUGGUGCUUAUCAUUCUACUCAUGCCUUUGCUGAAAAGUCUGCUAAAUUGCUAGAAAUUGACUAUGCUCGUGCUGUAACAAGCUUUGAUUUCCAUAAACGUAUGUCUCGACCUCACUACGACGGCAUUGUUGUUUCGAAAAAGUUCAAAGAAGCGUUACUUCAGGUUGCAGGUGGUAUAGAAUGGAUGCAAGAAGAAGAAAACUACAAGCAAGACUUUAAAAUGGGAGUUCAGCUAUGGAAACGUAUGUUAUCUGGAUUAAGAAUACGGCAGCGCAUUAUGGAAGAAUAUGGCUAA